AUGUCGCAAUCCUCCGAGAAGCUCAUUGGUUACUAUACCCAUCUCAACUUGCCCCGUCAUGAGGAGGCUCUAUGGCAUCUGACGACGAUCGCUUCACUUGUAAAGCCUAUCAUGCGGGCCCAUGGGUGGAAGCUCGGGAUGCUUUCCGAGAUGUAUCCCGAGGAUGAAGUACUGCUAGGCGAAAACCUCAACCGUGAACAGAUCCUCGUCCGUCUCCGGGAGCCCAGGGACCGCAACGAGUUUCUCCCCCUCGACAAGAUGGUGAACACCAUGCUGCAUGAACUGUCUCAUAUGCAGUGCUGGGGCCAUGACGACAUCUUCUACGAUAUGUGGGACAGCCUUCGCCUAGAGUUCGAUCGCUUGUUGCGGAGUGGAUACACAGGCAAAGUUGCACUGGGUAUAGGUCGACCAGGCGGCGGACCAGGGAGCGAGGACUUGCCAUCUUACGGCGCACUUGAACCUCGCGGGCCCGGGUUUCCAAGUGGCAACCGAAGCGGCGCUGCGCCAUCCACUCUUCCCGACUCCUUACUCGCGCCCAGCUUUCGCAACUCCUUCAGCCAGUCCAUCUCGCGAGGGGCCAGCACCGCUGACAUUGACUGCCACAACGGCGGAAAGUUGGGGCGCGAGCUCCAGACACUAAUGGAGAGGUGGACUAAGGAAAAAUUCAAGACAUGGGCCGAAGAAAGCAGCGCGAAAGACGCAGCCGCCUUGAAGGCACUGUGGGAUCUUUUGACCAGGGACUCGCGCGGGGGCUACGGCCCUGGCAGCAGCCGCCGAGUUGGCGGUAGCAGCAGUUUCCUUCCCUCACAGGAUCUCCUUUCCGCUUCGAGGGACACUUUUAGCGCCUCCAGAAACGCGCUUGUCCCUUCUAGAGACACGUUUGCCGCCUCCCUAGACCCCUUUCCUACCCCCAAACGCAUUCCUAGUACCACCGGGCGGGACCCCUUCGAUGGAUUUAGCGACGAUCUUUUGGAGAAUUUUCGCACCAAGAGGCCGCCACCACAGCUCAAAACUUACUGA
Molecule: messenger RNA, 1020 nt
Organism: Chaetomium fimeti
Lineage: Eukaryota; Fungi; Ascomycota; Sordariomycetes; Sordariales; Chaetomiaceae
Product: WLM domain-containing protein
Exons: 1
Coding region: 1-1020 (339 amino acids)
Biological process (GO): DNA repair
Cellular component (GO): nucleus
Molecular function (GO): metallopeptidase activity
Source: RefSeq, a predicted model, not a curated record